Molecule: messenger RNA, 2573 nt
Organism: Mytilus californianus (California mussel)
Lineage: Eukaryota; Metazoa; Mollusca; Bivalvia; Mytilida; Mytilidae
Exons: 4
Coding region: 905-2260 (451 amino acids)
Molecular function (GO): protein binding
Source: RefSeq, a predicted model, not a curated record
UUUGCAUAAGCGUAUUUCCUGCAUUUUGUUGGGCAAAAUAAUCAUUUUCAAAUUAUUAUUUUUUGGCAAGGUUAAUAUUUUCAGUUCCUACCAGCCAGACUAUCAGAAUAUUCAAAUCCCAAAAUCCUCCUUUCCCCUAUAAAUGGUCCCAUAUUUAUGGUAACUGUUUUAUGGUGUAAAGUACAGACGCUUUCUCUCGCAGUCCUCUUUUUCUCUAUGUUUAAUCUUAUUUAGGAGGAUUUUAGCGGACUGACUUUAUAUUCAAUAAUCCAGAAAAUUUAUGCACGGUUUAUUCAUAUUCCUGAACCGAGAAUUUCAUAAAAACCAUAUGUGUUAUAUCCCGCGUACAAACUAGAAAUAUUUCAACUCCAAAUAUAAAGAGAUUUGUAAAUGACCAAUAUUCUACAAAAUCUGAAAAAAAACCUAGUUCGUUUUCCUUUGCAUAUGAAUAUGUUCCAUUUAUUAGGAGAUAAAUAUAAAUUAGUGUUAUGUUUGAUAAUCAUUUGAAUGUCGUGUUACCCAUCAAUAAGAGCCAUUUGUUGAAUUAUUUUUAGUAAAAAUAAUCGGUCACGUUUUUAAACGUUAAAUUGUUCCUUUGAAAAAUCGACAAGUUUUUCUCAUAGAUUCUUUAAAAUCCUCUUUCGUCUAUUCAUCUACCGCGUGACUCAUUGUAAACUUUUUAAUAAGUUGAACAAAUAGAAUGACUUUGUUCGAUUUCGUCUAAUUUUAAAACGAUGAAUCAUCGUCACGAGGUAUUUCAUCGUUGUUCUAGAACAUUCUUUUCAUCUAUUUUCGUCUAUGACUCAUGGUCAUGGGACACGUUAGAUGAAUGGUAUAAAAGGCGAUGAUUCGUUUACAUGCGUCAUUUGUAGCGACGAAAAUAUAGUUAGAAUCAGCUGUGAAUAUGUCGCUCGUAAUUAAAGCAGCCUUUAUUAAAGGAGACGAAACCUCUGAAUUCCGACGAUUUACUGUCGAUGAAAAUUUUAGCUAUGAAUUCCUGAAGAGGAAAAUUACCGAGAUUUUCACAGAUAAAUGUGAGCUAAUGUGGAAAGAUGCUGAUGGCGAUCUUGUCUCAUUUUCUUCAGACGAAGAACUACAAGAGGCUUUGGAAGGUGUCUCUGAUGGUAUAUUUAGAAUGUUCGUCACAGUUGACCAACAGCAAUAUCUGAAAAGUGUACCCCAGCUUAAAUAUUGUAACACAAUCAAUAAACACAAAAAAGGAUCUGGGAGAAGGCUGCACAAAGCUCAAAUGAAGAAGUCUCCUGAUUUCGAUGACGACCACAAUAAUGGAUGGUCAAUAUUCAAAGGAAGAUCAGAUAACCAUGAACCUGAGCUUGAACAUAUUGGAUUCUAUCAUCGUCGUUAUAGAAACAGAAUGCAGAGGAAAUCAAAUGAAGAAAUGGAAGCCUGGUUUAACAGAAGACAACAAAAAUGGUUGAAUCGACAGCAAGAAAUGAAAGAAUCUUCAAACAAUGCAACCGAAGACAACAAUAACGAAAAUGGUGAGAAUGAUCGUCUGCAAAAACGCAUCUGGCGCCUAAGGAACAAACUUGCACACCUUAAAAUGGGAGAUUUGACUCCAGAAACCACUAACCAGGAAAGAAAUAAGAAUUCGGGACCUCCUUUAGGAACAGAAAAGGCGGGCCGUGAAAAAUUCGGACGUCAACAGGGCAAAUUUGGAGGAGAUAAACACAAUGCAGUGAUUAAACUGAAACUGAAAAAUCAACAUCGUGCAAGAAGUUGUCCAGGUCGUAUAAAUGGGACCCUAUCUAGAGCAGCACACUUUGGCCGAUUUAAUGCAGGGAGACGGUUUGGUAAAUUAAGUCCACACCAUCAUUCUGCGGAAUGUCAUGGCCGUAGAUGCCGCAAUGGUGACCAUGGUGAAAAACACUUGAGAAAUGGUCCGUUUAAAAAGAAUAUACGCAAGAUGUUCAUCGAAUUACAAGAUGAACAAGAUGUUGAUAUUAACGAUGACAAGAAAGCAAAUCGUCGUUGUCGUAGGCAGGAAAAUAUUGAAAAGAAAAUCCAUUUUCGACGGAUGUUAGAGGAAAACAAGAGAAUACCAAUUACAUGGAGGGUGAAGCAACGAGGAUUAGGACACCGUCAUGGGCGUGGUAUGAACUACUGGAUGCCAAGACGAAUGAGGCUUAUAAACACAAUGACAGAACUUGAAGAGGAGAAGAAUUUAAUUCAAUCUGAGCUGAAGCAUGGAUGUAGACAUACUCCAGACGGCUCUACAGAUUGCAUACACAAAGUCUAAACAUAAUUUAAUAACAUCUUUGUGAACUCUGAAGUAUAUUAUGUGUUAUUUUUGUUUAAAACUUUUAAGUAUCACUAUACUAUCAUGUUAAUGAUAUUUGUAAAAAAUGUUAUAAUCAUGUAGACAACGUUGUUGUUUUUAAAUCUUAUGCAAUAGAUAAAUGUUCAAUAGUGAAAGGUUAAUUUUAAAGACGUUUUGGGAGAUCACUAUAAUUUUGAUAAGUAUAUUAUGUAUACCUCAUUGUAGCUUUAAGAAUUCUUCAUCUGUAAUUUUUAUAUGAUAAAUGUAGAUUAGUCAUUAAAUCAUUUAAAAU